Messenger RNA from Scomber japonicus (chub mackerel), 3553 nucleotides. RefSeq lists its product as uncharacterized. Gene Ontology annotation, biological process: cell adhesion. Gene Ontology annotation, molecular function: integrin binding; protein kinase binding. NCBI's taxonomy places the organism in Eukaryota, Metazoa, Chordata, Actinopteri, Scombriformes, Scombridae. Bases 172 to 3216 code for a protein of 1014 amino acids. The record is from RefSeq and is a predicted model, not a curated record. The transcript is spliced from 18 exons.
UUUCCCAAAAACCAGUGACGAGUAGGCUAUCAAUUUUCCACCCAUCGACGUGAAGUCAAAAUCGAGUCGGCGUUACUUUCGAUUUCAGUCUUGCUCUAGUCGUAACCUUGGUCUGAGCGAUUUUCUUUUAGGGUCAGGAUCUCCAUUUGCUCACAGGACUAAGAGAUAAUAAUGUUUCUCCGUUACGCGUUGGUCGUUGUUUCUGUGCUGAACUUCCUGCAAAACUUCCAUGUGAGCUGCGGUGAGUUUCCCACAUUUCAAAAACCUGUUUUCACUCCGUCCAGACUGGUAGUGAAGUAUGGUGACCCAGCCUCUGCUGCAUGCCUUGUUUGUCAGCAUAAUUGCACAAGUGAUGAAUUUGGGGUGGAGCAUGCUGUGGGGUCCACUGUAAAAAAUGGAACCACGAUUUCAUGGAAGGUUGACAACCUGACUGAAUGGGACAUAUCUCCACAGUGCUAUUAUACUGAUGAUGAUGGUUAUCAGUGUAUUACCAGGCUGCCUAUAACCGUCUAUCAUCCUCCAAUAAAUGUCGAUCUCAGCUUCAAAAAUCACUCUGGGCCGAUGUUUGCAGGUCAUCAGUACACUCUGCAGUGUACAGUCCACGAAGUUGCUCCUAUUGGUAACCUCAGUGUGAUCUUCUACAGAGGACAGACAGAACUACAGAGACUACAGCCCAACAGCACAACAAAGGAGCCAGUGACUGAGACCUUCACCCUGAACAUCAACCCUAGUAAAGAAGAUGAUGGAGACCUGUACUGGUGUGAAGCCAAGCUAGACCUGGGAGCUGAAGGACCACAGCCUCCUUCAGUGGUGACGUCACAAAAAAUCACCACCACUGUUUACUACAAGCCUCAGCUGAAGGAGAGUCCCAGUCCAGAACCGAUCACCGUGACAGAAGGAGGCCCUCUGCAGCUGAACUGCUCUAGUGAGGGAAACCCCAGCCCCUCCUACACCUGGACGCUCCCGUCAACCAGUCAUCCCCCCAUCAGUGACAGCACUCUCAGUUUCGAGGCUGUAACUCGUGCAGAUGGAGGACAGUACAUCUGUUUGGUCAGAAACUCUGUGGGGAAUGUGACUAAAGAGUUUACUGUGGAUGUCAAAGAGAGCAACAUCUACAUUAUUAUUAUUGUGGUGGUAGCAGUCAUCGUUCUGGCUGUCCUUGUCUCCGCCGUUGUGUGGCAUCUGUACAAAAACAACCGAGUGGGAAAGUACAACCUGAAGGAUGUCUUCUCUCUUAGCCAACGCCAUCAACACGUUGCUGUGCCUGUUGGAGAAUGUGUUGUUGAGCGCCUGAACAUAAUGAGCAUACAGGAUGAACAAAACCAACACAGCAGCGACUCGGAGCUGCCACUGCCAAAACCUGAAAGUCCCAAGGAGAGACGGAGAGAAGGAGAGAGAAAUACCUGGAAGAUGAGUACCGGAGCGGGCAUCGACUACAGCGUCUGGGAUCACAUCUAUGUGUCGGACGAUGAAGAUGUGACCAGUCCGUUUGUGGACACUCCGAGCCUGUUCAGGAUGAGACACCGGUCCCGGCUGGAAAGGAUGAUCGAUUUUCAGCAGAGAGGGGAAGAGCUGGAGGAUCAUUUUGCAGAAUGCAAGAGGUUUCUAGAGGAAGCUCAGGGACGGCUCAGAGAGCUGGAAGAAGGAAGGAAGGAGGGAGAGGAGGACGAGGAGAAAGAGGCUGAGCUAGAGAAAAUUCAAGCCGAGGUGAGAAAACUGAAGAAGGAUAAAAAGUCGUUUGAGAAAAUGAUAGAGGAAUAUCGUCGAGAAGAAAAGAACCUGCCGUGGAACGUUGACACAAUCAGCAAAGAGGGUUUCAGCAAGAGUGUUCUCAACGUUAAGCCUGUCACAAAGGAGGACACACGGGAGGAAAAGAAACAUGGACUGAUGGAGCAGGUCGCCCACCAGGCCAUCGUCAUGCAGUCCAUCUUAGAUUUGGCUCGAACGCUGAAGGUUGACCCACGAGGCUGCUUCAGACAAUUCUUCUCCAAGAUCAAGACUGCAGACAAGUCAUACCAAGACGCGUUCGACCGUGAGCUGGAGCUGCUGAAGGAGCGUAUCCGUACCUGUGCACAGCUUCGGAUGGAGAAUGCUAUGAAGGAGCUGGAGGAGGAGGAAAAGCAGAAGAGGCUGGGUCCGGGUGGUUUAGACCCUGUAGAGGUCUACGAAUCACUGCCAAAGGAAAUGCAGAGAAGCUUUGAUGAGAAGAACAUUCAGAUGCUGCAUGACAUCAUUAACAAAAUGGACAUUGAGGAGGGAAAGUACCACUUGAAGAGGUGUAUUGACUCUGGACUUUGGGUCCCUGACUCAGGAGAGGUCGUAGCUUUGGUCUCGGCGAUGUUUAUUUUAUUAGCAGGGUCUCCAUUUGCUCACAGGAAAAUAAUGUUUCUCCGUUACGUGUUUGUUAUUAUUUCUGUGCUGAAUUCCCUGCACGACUUCCACGUGUGCUGCGAUGAAAGCUGUACAGUAAGACCUGUUUUCACUCCGUCCAGACUGGUAGUGAAGUAUGGUGACCCAGCCUCUGCCACAUGCCUUGUUUUUCAUAAUUGGACAAAUAACCCAUUGGGGGUGGAGCAUGCUGUGGGGUACACUGCAGCAAAUGGAACUACGAUUUCAUGGAAGGUUGACAACCUGACUGAAUGGGAAACAUCUCCAAUGUGCUAUUAUACUGAUGAUGAUAAUAAUCAGUGUACUACGAGCCUGCCUAUAACCGUCUAUCAGCCUCCAAAAAAUGUCGAUCUCAGCUUCCUAAAUCCCUCUGGGCCGAUGUUUGCAGGUCGUCAGUACACUCUGCAGUGUACAGUCCACGAAGUUGCUCCUAUUAGUAACCUCAUUGUGACUUUCUACAGAGGACAGACAGAACUACAGAGACUACAGUCCAGCAGCACAACAAAGGAGCCAGUGACUGAGACCUUCACCCUGGACAUCAACCUUAGUAAAGAUGAUGGAGACCCGUACUGGUGUGAAGCAAAGCUAGACCUGGGAGCUGAAGGACCACAGCCUCCUCCAGUGGUGACAUCACAAAAAAUCACCACUAAUGAUCACUCCACACCCCUGACCCAACCUCCUGCAGAGAACUACAUCCACAUUAUUAUUGUGGUGGUAGCAGUCAUCAUUGUGGCUGUCCUUGUAUUCGCCGUUGUGUACUAUCAGUACACAAACUACCGAAUGGGACAGUUUAACCUGCCGGACGUUGCUGUGCCUGUUGGAGAGUAAAUUUGUGGGUGAAGCCUCACAUGUGUGUGGACGACCUGAACCUGUUGCUAUGUCAAGUGCUGCAGUUAGGUGUAAACCACAGAUGUACACAGAAAGCAUCAGAAGUACCUGUAUAUGACGUGUAACACACACACACUGUUCAUGGGUCAAUGAAAAAUAAGGGCUGGCAAGAUGAGUAAUUCAAAAACGUCUUAAAAAUUGUUUUAAAAACGGCAUCAGGUUUGUUAAUAUGUACUUUUUGUAUUAAUGUUGGUUUUACGUAAUUUGAAAUGUCAUUUGCAACAUGUUUUUACAAACGUAGGACUCAAUGCGCCUGAAAAUAUCCAAUGGUGUAACC